Messenger RNA from Octodon degus (degu), 7788 nucleotides. It is a transcript of the gene Dicer1, whose product is annotated as dicer 1, ribonuclease III. Gene Ontology annotation, cellular component: cytoplasm; RISC complex; nucleus. The transcript is spliced from 27 exons. NCBI's taxonomy places the organism in Eukaryota, Metazoa, Chordata, Mammalia, Rodentia, Octodontidae. Gene Ontology annotation, biological process: pre-miRNA processing; apoptotic DNA fragmentation; siRNA processing. The record is from RefSeq and is a predicted model, not a curated record. Gene Ontology annotation, molecular function: RNA binding; DNA binding; ATP binding. The coding region runs from base 69 to 5849 and encodes 1926 amino acids.
GGAUCCUCAGGGCCCACAGCAAGUAAGCUGUGCUAGAACAAAAAUGCAAUGAAAGAAACACUGGAUGAAUGAAAAGCCCUGCUUUGCAACCCCUCAGCAUGGCAGGCCUGCAGCUCAUGACCCCUGCUUCCUCACCAAUGGGUCCUUUCUUUGGACUGCCAUGGCAACAAGAAGCAAUUCAUGAUAACAUUUAUACGCCAAGAAAAUAUCAGGUUGAACUGCUCGAAGCAGCUCUGGAUCGUAAUACCAUCGUCUGUUUAAACACUGGCUCAGGGAAGACAUUUAUUGCAGUACUACUCACGAAAGAGCUGUCCUACCAGAUCAGGGGAGACUUCAGCCGAAAUGGGAAAAGAACUGUUUUCUUGGUCAACUCUGCGAACCAGGUUGCUCAACAAGUGUCAGCUGUCAGAAUUCACUCCGAUCUCAAGGUUGGGGAGUACUCAAACCUAGAAGUAAAUGCAUCUUGGACAAAAGAGAGAUGGAACCAAGAGUUUACUAAGCACCAGGUUCUCAUUAUGACUUGCUCUGUCGCCUUGAAUGUUUUGAAAAAUGAGUACUUAUCACUAUCAGACAUUAAUCUUCUGGUAUUUGAUGAAUGUCAUCUUGCAAUUCUAGACCACCCCUAUCGAGAAAUUAUGAAGCUCUGUGAAAAUUGUCCGUCAUGUCCUCGCAUUUUGGGACUAACUGCUUCCAUUUUAAAUGGGAAAUGUGAUCCAGAAGAAUUAGAGGAAAAGAUUCAGAAACUGGAGAAAAUUCUUAAGAGUAAUGCAGAAACUGCAACUGACCUGGUGGUCUUAGACAGAUAUACUUCUCAGCCAUGUGAGAUUGUGGUAGAUUGUGGACCGUUUACAGACAGAAGUGGGCUUUAUGAAAGACUGCUGACGGAGUUAGAAGAAGCACUUAAUUUUAUCAAUGACUGUAAUAUAUCUGUACAUGCAAAAGAAAGAGAUUCUACUUUAAUUUCUAAACAGAUUCUAUCAGACUGUCGUGCAGUGUUGGUAGUUCUGGGACCCUGGUGUGCAGAUAAAGUAGCUGGAAUGAUGGUAAGAGAACUUCAGAAAUAUAUCAAACAUGAGCAAGAGGAGCUGCACAGGAAAUUUUUAUUGUUUACAGACACUUUUCUAAGGAAAAUACAUGCACUAUGUGAAGAGCACUUCUCACCUGCCUCACUUGACCUGAAAUUUGUAACUCCCAAAGUAAUAAAACUGCUUGAAAUCUUGCGCAAAUAUAAACCAUAUGAGCGACAGCAGUUUGAAAGUGUUGAGUGGUAUAAUAAUAGGAAUCAGGAUAAUUAUGUGUCUUGGAGUGAUUCUGAGGAUGAGGAUGAGGAUGAAGAAAUUGAAGAAAAAGAAAAGCCAGAGACAAAUUUUCCUUCUCCAUUUACCAAUAUUUUAUGUGGAAUUAUUUUUGUGGAAAGAAGAUAUACAGCAGUUGUCCUGAACAGAUUAAUAAAGGAAGCUGGCAAACAAGAUCCAGAGCUGGCUUACAUCAGCAGCAAUUUUAUAACUGGACACGGCAUUGGGAAGAAUCAGCCUCGGAACAAACAGAUGGAAGCAGAGUUCAGAAAACAAGAAGAGGUACUUAGGAAAUUUCGAGCACAUGAGACCAACCUGCUCAUUGCAACAAGUAUUGUAGAAGAAGGUGUUGAUAUACCAAAGUGCAACUUGGUGGUUCGUUUUGAUUUGCCCACAGAGUAUCGGUCCUAUGUUCAGUCUAAAGGAAGAGCAAGGGCACCAAUCUCUAAUUACAUAAUGUUAGCAGAUACAGACAAAAUAAAAAGUUUUGAAGAAGACCUUAAAACUUAUAAAGCUAUUGAAAAGAUCUUGAGAAACAAAUGUUCCAAGUCAGCUGACACUGGCGAAGCUGAUGUCGAGCCUGUUGUGGACGAUGAUGAUGCUUUCCCGCCUUAUGUGUUGCGGCCUGAUGACGGGGGUCCCCGAGUCACCAUCAACACGGCCAUCGGGCACAUCAACAGAUAUUGUGCUAGAUUACCAAGUGAUCCGUUUACUCAUCUAGCUCCCAAGUGUAGAACCCGAGAGUUGCCUGAUGGUACAUUUUAUUCAACUCUUUAUUUGCCGAUUAAUUCACCUCUUCGAGCCUCCAUUGUUGGCCCACCAAUGAGCUGUGUACGAUUGGCUGAAAGAGUCGUAGCUCUCAUUUGCUGUGAAAAACUGCACAAAAUUGGUGAACUGGAUGAACAUUUGAUGCCAGUUGGGAAAGAGACUGUAAAAUAUGAAGAAGAGCUUGAUUUACAUGAUGAAGAAGAGACCAGUGUUCCAGGGAGACCAGGCUCCACAAAACGCAGGCAGUGCUACCCCAAAGCAAUUCCAGAGUGUUUAAGGGACAGUUAUCCUAAACCGAAUCAGCCCUGUUACCUAUAUGUGAUAGGGAUGGUCUUGACGACUCCAUUACCUGAUGAGCUCAACUUCAGAAGGCGGAAGCUCUAUCCCCCGGAAGAUACCACGAGAUGCUUUGGGAUCCUGACAGCCAAGCCCAUACCUCAGAUUCCCCACUUUCCUGUGUAUACACGCUCUGGAGAAGUUACCAUAUCCAUUGAGUUGAAGAAAUCUGGCUUCACAUUGUCUCUGCAAAUGCUUGAGUUGAUUACAAGACUUCACCAGUAUAUAUUCUCACAUAUUCUUCGGCUUGAAAAACCUGCACUAGAAUUUAAGCCUACAGAUGCUGAUUCAGCAUACUGUGUUCUACCUCUUAAUGUUGUUAAUGACUCCAGCACUUUGGACAUUGACUUUAAAUUUAUGGAAGAUAUUGAGAAAUCUGAGGCUCGCAUAGGUAUUCCCAAUACGAAGUAUUCAAAGGAAACACCAUUUGUUUUUAAAUUAGAAGAUUACCAAGAUGCAGUUAUCAUUCCAAGAUACCGUAAUUUUGAUCAGCCUCAUCGAUUUUAUGUAGCUGAUGUGUACACUGAUCUUACCCCUCUGAGUAAAUUUCCUUCCCCUGAGUAUGAAACUUUUGCAGAAUAUUAUAAAACAAAGUAUAACCUUGACCUGACCAAUCUCAACCAGCCACUGCUAGAUGUGGACCACACGUCCUCCAGACUUAAUCUUUUGACACCUCGACAUUUGAAUCAGAAGGGGAAAGCGCUCCCUCUAAGUAGUGCUGAAAAGAGGAAAGCCAAGUGGGAAAGUCUGCAGAAUAAACAGAUCCUGGUUCCUGAACUCUGUGCUAUCCAUCCAAUUCCUGCAUCACUGUGGAGAAAAGCAGUUUGUCUCCCCAGCAUACUGUAUCGCCUUCACUGCCUUCUGACUGCAGAGGAGUUGAGAGCCCAGACAGCCAGUGAUGCUGGUGUGGGAGUCAGGUCACUUCCUGCAGAUUUUAGAUAUCCUAAUUUAGACUUCGGGUGGAAAAAAUCUAUCGACAGCAAAUCUUUCAUCUCAAUUUCUAAUUCCUCUUUGGCUGAAAAUGAUAAUUACUGUAAACACAGCACAAUUACAGUCCCUGAAAAUGCUGCACAUCAAGGUGCUAAUAGAACCUCCUUAGCAAAUCAUGACCAAAUGUCUGUGAGCUGCAGAACGUUACUCAGCGAGUCAUCUGGCAAGCUCCAAAUCCAAGUCUCAACAGACCUUACCGCAAUUAAUGGUCUUUCUUACAAUAAAAAUCUCACCAAUGGCAGUUACGAUUUAGUUAACAGAGACUUUUGCCAAGGAAAUCAGCUGAAUUACUACAAGCAGGAAAUACCUGUACAACCAACUACCUCAUAUCCCAUUCAGAAUUUAUACAAUUAUGAGAACCAGCCCAAGCCCAGCAAUGAAUGUACUCUACUGAGUAAUAAAUACCUUGAUGGAAAUGCUAACAAAUCUACCUCAGAAGGAAGUCCCCUGAUGGCUGCCAUCCCUGGUACGACAGAUGCUAUUCAAGUGCUCAAGGACAGGAUGGAUUCUGAGCAGAGCCCUUCUCUUGGGUACUCCUCAAGGACUCUUGGCCCCAAUCCUGGACUGAUUCUUCAGGCUUUGACUUUGUCCAAUGCUAGUGAUGGGUUUAACCUGGAGCGGCUUGAAAUGCUUGGUGACUCCUUUUUAAAGCAUGCCAUCACCACAUACCUAUUUUGCACUUACCCUGAUGCUCAUGAGGGCCGCCUUUCGUAUAUGAGAAGCAAAAAGGUCAGCAACUGUAAUCUCUAUCGCCUUGGCAAGAAGAAGGGACUGCCCAGCCGUAUGGUGGUGUCAAUAUUUGAUCCCCCUGUGAAUUGGCUUCCUCCUGGUUAUGUAGUAAAUCAGGACAAAAGUAACACUGAUAAAUGGGAAAAAGAUGAAAUGACAGAAGACUGCAUGUUGGCUAAUGGCAAACUGGAGGAUGAAUCUGAGGAGGAGGAGGAAGAAGAGGAGGAGGAGGAAGAGGGCCUGAUGUGGAGGGCUCCGAAGGAGGAAGCUGAGUAUGAAGACGAUUUCCUGGAAUAUGACCAGGAGCAUAUCAAGUUCAUAGAUAACAUGUUAAUGGGAUCAGGAGCUUUUGUAAAGAAAAUUUCUCUUUCUCCUUUUUCAACCACUGAUUCUGCAUAUGAAUGGAAAAUGCCCAAAAAAUCUUCCCUAGGUAGUAUGCCGUUUUCAUCAGACUUUGAGGAUUUCGACUACAGCUCUUGGGAUGCCAUGUGCUAUCUGGACCCUAGCAAAGCUGUUGAAGAGGAUGACUUCGUGGUGGGGUUCUGGAAUCCAUCAGAAGAAAACUGUGGUGUUGACACAGGAAAACAGUCCAUCUCUUAUGACUUGCACACCGAGCAGUGUAUUGCUGACAAAAGCAUAGCAGACUGUGUGGAGGCCCUGCUGGGCUGCUACUUAACCAGCUGUGGUGAGAGAGCUGCUCAGCUUUUCCUCUGUUCACUGGGGCUGAAGGUGCUCCCGGUAAUUAAAAGGACUGGUCGGGAAAAGGCCCUGUGCCCUGCUCGGGAGAAUUUCAGCAGCCAACAAAAGGGCCUUUCAGGGAGCUGUACCUCUGCUGCUGCAGCCAGCUCACGCUCCUCCGCAUGGAAAGACUUGGAGUACGGCUGCCUGAAGAUCCCUCCCAGGUGUAUGUUUGACCAUCCAGAUGCAGAUAAAACCCUGAAUCACCUUAUAUCAGGGUUUGAAAAUUUUGAGAAGAAAAUCAACUACAGAUUCAAGAAUAAGGCUUAUCUUCUGCAGGCAUUCACCCAUGCCUCCUACCACUACAACACUAUCACUGAUUGUUACCAGCGCUUAGAAUUCCUGGGCGAUGCGAUCUUGGACUACCUCAUAACCAAGCACCUUUAUGAAGACCCACGGCAGCACUCACCAGGGGUCUUGACUGACCUGCGCUCUGCUCUGGUCAACAAUACCAUCUUCGCAUCCCUGGCUGUGAAGUAUGACUACCACAAAUACUUCAAAGCUGUUUCUCCCGAGCUCUUCCAUGUCAUUGAUGACUUUGUGCAGUUUCAGCUCGAGAAGAAUGAGAUGCAAGGGAUGGAUUCUGAGCUUAGGAGAUCCGAGGAGGAUGAAGAGAAGGAAGAGGACAUUGAAGUUCCAAAGGCCAUGGGGGAUAUCUUUGAGUCGCUUGCUGGUGCCAUCUAUAUGGACAGUGGGAUGUCCCUGGAGAUGGUCUGGCAGGUGUACUACCCCAUGAUGAGGCCACUAAUAGAAAAGUUUUCUGCAAAUGUGCCCCGUUCCCCUGUGCGAGAAUUGCUUGAAAUGGAACCAGAAACCGCCAAAUUUAGCCCGGCUGAGAGAACUUACGAUGGGAAGGUCAGAGUCACGGUGGAAGUAGUAGGAAAGGGGAAAUUUAAAGGUGUUGGCCGAAGUUACAGGAUUGCCAAAUCUGCAGCGGCCCGAAGAGCCCUACGAAGCCUCAAAGCAAAUCAACCUCAGGUUCCCAACAACUGAAAACCCUUUUUAAAAACAAACAAUGCCCUAAAAAAACAAAAAAACAAAAACAAAACAAAAAAAAAAACAGAAUUAAGGGGAAAUAUUUAAAUGAAAAGGAUGAUUUAAAAUUGAUAUUGACCAGAAUGAAUUGAAGGCAGAAUUUAAAAUCUGUUUGAUAACAAGAUAGAUGACAGAAUAAAACAUUUAACGUAUGUAUAAAAUUUUUGGAACUAAUUGUAGUUUUAGUUUUUUGCGCAAACACAAUCUUGUCCUUUCUUCACUUCUGCUUUGUUUAAAUCACAAGAGUGCUUUAAUGAUGACAUUUUAGCAAAUGGUCAGAAUGAUUAUUGUGUUUUUGUUUUAUUUUCUUUUUAUAUGUAUGUGUGUUUAAUUUCUGUCUGCUUUGCUUAGCAUUAGAAUGCCAUGGAACUUAAACUUCAAACAGUCCGUACAUUUGAUAGAGUCCUCUGAACACCCUUCAUCUGUGUGAUAGUGCCAGUCCGAGGCCGGGUGGCGAGCCCGCUAGAGAGGCGUGUGCAGGAGAUGCUUGCCGGUGUGCUCUGCUUCCCAUGGUGUCUCGUGCAAGAAUGUUCUUGGUCGCUGUUGCACUUCAUAGUAAGGGACAGAUUUUUAUUCAGCCUUGGCUGGCAUGUUGGUGAAUCAAAUUUGAGUUUUCUGAUACCACAUAGUCCUGCAUAACAAAGGUUCUUGCCUUAAAAGUAAAAUCUUCAUGGGUAUUCUUUUUAAUUUCUGACCUUUUGGAACAGAAAUUAAAUGUUUUACAUUCCCUUAAUUUUUUCAUGCAUUAGUUGUUGAGACAGAGUGAUAUUUACAGCUCUGUAGUAUGGUGGUACCUUAAAUUAUUACAGGAUUAUACUAGCAUUUCUGUCAUGUGUAUUGAAGGCAUUUGAAAAACCAGAAUAUGUAGUCUAUGGAUUUUCUUAAACAUCAUAUUAAAAAGGAUCUUUGGUUAAAUACUCAAUUUUGCUAAAAACCUCCUGCUAGGUAGUUCCACUGGUGAAAAUGUUUGUGGCAAAUAAUUUUGCCCUGUAGGCUGUUGUUUUAACAAGAUAAACCUUAGACAUAUCACACCUAAAAUAUGCUGCAGAUUUUAUAAUUGAUUGGUUACUUAUUUAAAGAAGCAAAACAAAGCACCUUUACCUUAGUCUUCUCACAUAAAUUUCUUACUCUACUUUUCAAAUGUUGCAUGCACAUUUCACCUACCAAAGCUGUGCUGUUAAUGCCAUGGAAGUUUAACGAAGUUUGUGAUAAACUGCCAUAAUUUUGAUACAUCUGUGAUUUAGGUCACUAAUUUAGAUAAACUAGCUCAUUAUUUCCAUCUUGGGGAAAAGGAAAAAAACCCAAUAUUAGGCAUUUGCCUAAGUUUCUUUAAUUAGACUUGUAGACACUCUUCACUUAAAUACCUCAGUUCUUUUCUUUUGCAUGCGUUUUUUCCCCUGUUGGUGCUAUGUUUAUGUAUUAUGCUUGAAAAUUUAAUUUUUUUUGCACUGUAACUAUAAUACCUCUUAAUUUACCUUUUCAAAAGCUGUGGGUCAGUCUUGCACUCCCAUUGACAUACCAGUAGAGGUUUGCUGCAAUUUGCCCCAUUAAUAUGCUUGAAGUUUAAGAAAGCUGAGCAGAGGUCUCAUUUUUCUCGCAUGUUGUUUUUGAAGUUGAUGCUUCAUGUAAUGCUGUAUUUAUGUUUAAAUUACAAUUCAUUUUUCCUGCACCAUCCACCCGCUGAGAAACGACUAUGUGCACGUGGAGAAACUGUCAGCUCACUGUGGAGGGAACCCUGGGGAAAGGGUAUUGAGCUUCUCUAAUGUUAUUUGUUGUCUCUGAUCUUAAAUUUAAAUUGAGACCUAAAUUAUUAAAUGAGUUUUUAAGCAAAUGAAUAUAGGUGAUUUAUUUUAAAAAUAUUUAAUUCUGAUUUGGAAUUUUAAAUGUUUAUUUGAUU